AUGUCCGGGAGCAUGCUGCCAGCACUGCCUUGGGGAGCCACCGCUCCUUCGGUGUCCAAGGGCCCGUACUCGCAAGAAAAGGCCCUGGAUGACGUUCCAGCUCUAAGCUAUGCACUCCACUUGUUUUUGUCGUCCCACAUGGUUGAAGCGGAGGAGUAUUGCUCUCGGUGUGAUCCUAAGAGGGAGCACCUGUACUUCGCUACGGGAUUCGGGCUUAUCCAAUGCUUCAAGGGACUUAUGUCUUUUGAGGAUGAGGAUCUCGUCUCUGGUCUAAACCAUGUACGUCACGGCAAUGCAGUAGCAAGUCGGCAUCGGAAGCGCACGGCGUCUCUACCCACACGACUCGCAGGACUUGUGAUGGGUUCUCUCAAUACAUCGGGAGUGGGAUUCAUUAAGAGCAUGACCCGGGUUGAGCGGCAUGCGGAGCUAGUUUACGCAGAAAGUCUAUUCGAGAAAGCGUUGAUAGGGAUUGUAUAUUCGGGAGAUUGGUUAGCUUUCAUCAAGGAAGCACUGAACAUGCGGACAACAAUCAAUAUAUAUCGUCAGCUAGGCAAGUUUCUUGAAGAAGCGGACGCUGCAGCGCGAGCGCGUGGUGAAGGCCUCGAGGAUAGUUCGAUCGAUGCCGACUUCCGAUCUGGUGUCUAUCUGGGUGUUGGGAUGCUGAACGUGAUCUUGUCGCUCAUGCCUUCUAAAUUGCUCACUGUAAUGGAGAUGUUCGGUUAUACAGGCGAUCGGCACGUAGGCCUUGAGUACUUGAUGCGGUCUGGGGGAUGGACAGCCGGAUCCGAUGAACCGGCUGUCAGUUUAGAGAGCGAGGGCAUUCGCCGUUCAAUAUGCGAUAUGUCGCUCUUGAUUUUCCAUCUAGUUCUCUCCAGUGUUACAUUUGAUGGCGUCGAUAUUGAUAUGGCCCAGAAAAUCCUCAAUUAUCAUGUCAAACGAUACCCUAACGGCGUAUUCUUCCUCUUCGGGCAAGGUCGUCUGAGCUUGUGCCGCGGGCAACCUGCCGAGGCGAUCACAUACUAUACCAAGGCUGUGGAAGCCCAGAACCAGUACCGCAACAUGCACCACAUCUCCAACUGGGAGAUCGCCGUGGCAAGCCUUGCGCUUUGGGACAUCGAAGAGUCGCUGAGGUGCUGGCAGAUACUCACGGCGGAAGCGACGUGGUCGAAGGCUGUGUACGCGUAUGGAACUGCUGUUUGUCUGCUCCAACUAGGAGACGAUAAGCGGCGCGAAGAUGCGGCGAAGUUGAUGGCGAAGGUCCCUCAAUUGCGACAGCGGAUCGCUGGCAAGUCGAUACCAAUGGAGAAAUACAUCGCACGGAAAGCGCGCAAAUUCCAAGAUCAGGGUGGACGUCUGGCAUUGGCUGCCCUGGAGCUUGCGUAUAUUUUCCUUGCUAUCGCCCGCGCUCCGCGCGAGAUUAUUGUGUCCAAGAUGCUCCCUCUCGUUGCAGAGAUGUUGGCGACGCUGCAAGUGCAUCAGGCUGAUCCUUCGAAAUACGAACAGGGCACUGGUUACUGGGAUGACCUUUGCCUUACAUAUUUCUUGCAGGGCAUUUGUCUUCGUUAUGUUGCAUACCCAGAUGCAGAUGCCGUGACGGACCCCGAUGAGAAGGCGCUCAUUGGGCAGGCAGAAGCAGAACGCGAUGCUCUGCUGGCCUUUGAAGCUGUCUUUACGAAUGGAACUAAGGUUACGCUAGACCAUCAUCUCAUCUAUUAUGCUCACUACGAAUAUGGAAGACUUCUUGCAUGCAAGGGCGACAAAGAAGGCGCCAGGAAACAUCUAGAACUUGUAAUGUCCGGUAAGCCUCUCGAAGGCCCAGGAGGCAAUCAUAGAAAGGGUAAAUACAGUCUGGAGAAUGCCCUCCACGUUCGUACAAACGCUGCUCUCGAAGCAUUAGAUCACAAGGCACGGUUGUGA
Fibroporia radiculosa is the source of this 1917-nucleotide messenger RNA. RefSeq lists its product as uncharacterized. The record is from RefSeq and is a predicted model, not a curated record. Gene Ontology annotation, molecular function: protein binding. The transcript is spliced from 13 exons. Gene Ontology annotation, cellular component: nucleus; cytosol; mitochondrial outer membrane. Lineage: Eukaryota; Fungi; Basidiomycota; Agaricomycetes; Polyporales; Fibroporiaceae. The coding region runs from base 1 to 1917 and encodes 638 amino acids.